Molecule: messenger RNA, 1792 nt
Organism: Xylaria bambusicola
Lineage: Eukaryota; Fungi; Ascomycota; Sordariomycetes; Xylariales; Xylariaceae
Product: Alpha/Beta hydrolase protein
Exons: 2
Coding region: 366-1547 (393 amino acids)
Source: RefSeq, a predicted model, not a curated record
AAUAAUACCUAUCUUUGCAUAUUUAACUUCUGACGAGAUGUUGCAUAUGCUAGUAAAGGGCUUACCCCCUUAACGCAGCCGACUAGUACCGGGGAUCUGGUAACAGUUGGGGACAGCUUCAGGCAUCCUUGGCCUCUAUAGUCAUUCGCAGGCCUGUGAGUUCACAUGACUACUAUCCAUGGUCUUCGUAGCCAACAUAUAUAAGUUGGUUUCAUGUCUCAGGACGAACUGUUUGUUCGGUCUCAGGUUUAUCUCACCUUUUCCUAUCAUUAUUGAGUGAUCAAAGAUAGAAUACUACGUAACUCGAAGGAUUGACCACUAUCGUUACACCCGCAUCCACGUCCCCGAACUCAGCACAAGCCGCCAUGGACGCGGUUACCAAGUGUUUCAGUUCGCCAAACGAGUCAACGACCACAGCGGUUGUUGUCACCACCGUAGUCACCACCUUGGCGAUAGCCUCGCUCACGCGUUUUGCGCUCUGGCCGCGCAAGCCCGAGAUAAUCAAAGGCGCUCUCACCACAAGCGUACCGAGACUGUCCAAGGAUGAGCUGGCUAAAGCUGCAUAUCGGAUAGACCAUUUCCCUGGAGCAAGAGAUGUUGCCACCCCAUAUGGUAACAUAAGAGUCUAUGAGUUUGGCCCUGAGCAGGGGCGAAAGGUCCUCUUCAUUCAUGGCAUCAGCACGUCAUGCAUGACGCUAUCGGAUAUCGCGAACUCACUAGUAGAAAAAGGAUGUCGUGUGAUGAUGUUCGACUUGUUCGGGCGCGGAUACAGCGAUGCGCCUGGUGAUCUACCAUAUGACACACGGUUGUUCGUGUCGCAAAUCCUACUCGUCCUUGCGUCUUCACCACUGUCAUGGACGGGAAACAAUGCAUUCAGUCUCAUCGGAUACUCUCUAGGUGGCGGUAUCGCGGUUAACUUUGCCGCCACUUUCCCAGAUAUGGUCGAGUCUCUCAUCUUGCUCGCACCCGCGGGAAUGAUUCGCCCAGAAAAUAUCGGUCGCUUGAGUAGGCUGAUCUUCACGUCAGGGCUCGUCCCUGAGCGUCUCCUAGCUUGGAUGACUAAAAGCCGGCUUCGUUCUCCUAUUGACAACGCUGUUUCGAAGAAGCGGUCCACAGCAACCAAAGCGCUAUCGCCUGCCGAAGAUAAGGAAGACUUCGUUGACGUCGCAGUGCAAGAGGCAGUAGAUCCACCUACACAACAAAACCCAACACCUUUCGAGCUUGAGGUAGUCAGCUUCGUCCACUGGUCCCUUGAUUAUAACGAGGGUUUCGUUCCGGCAAUGAUGUCGACCAUUCGAUACGCACCCCUCAUGGAACAACAAGAGUAUUGGAGACUGCUCGCUAAGCGGAAGCCUGGGACCACAGCCGUACUGAUAGGACAUGAUGAUAACCUUAUACAGCGCGAAGAUUAUGAGGAAGACGCUUUGCCCUUAAUAGGAGGUAAGGAUAACGUGUUUUGGCGCAUCGUACCAGGCGCGCACAACUUUCCAUUCACACAUCCUUCAUCUGCGCUGAAAGCAAUCUAUGAGUUUUGGGGUAUGAGCUAAAGGCCGAAACGAUCUGGGAUGAGACUCGGUCAGCGGUUUCCUGGCGUUGCAGGGGCAUGUCGCAUCAUUAAACGUACUUGGGAAUAGAAUAGAUUAUGAGCGGGGGGGCGAUAGAAGUUCACAGUGAAUUAGAAGCAAGACGGGGAAAGAUGAGAAGGUCUCAUUAGAUCGUAGGUGGUUUUAUUCAUACAGAACACAGCCCUCCCAUUAUAGAAUCAUCAAUAGAUACAAAUUAAUUUAAGGAA